Molecule: messenger RNA, 1086 nt
Organism: Anisakis simplex (herring worm)
Lineage: Eukaryota; Metazoa; Nematoda; Chromadorea; Rhabditida; Anisakidae
Source: the annotation of a GenBank genome assembly
AUGAGUGGUUUGCAAUUCCAAGAUUUCAAUAUCGGUGGUCCUCAAGAAAGUGUCAAUUCAACGAACAGCGAUUAUCGAGCAUCUGGUCGAAUUGGCGAUCGUAAUCAGCUGUAUAAUUCUGAGCCAGAAACCGAUGGCGAAAAACCGCGAAAGUCGAAUUUCUUUUCAUUUCAGUUUUAUCAGCAGUACUUCGAUGUAGACACAGAUCAGGUCAUGUCAAGAAUUUUGAAUAGUAUGGUGCCGCGAUUCAAUAAGAAUUUUAUCACCGAUUACAUUCAGCCCACUCCAGAUUUGUAUGGUCCAUUUUGGGUGUGUGUAACGCUAGUGUUCACGACGGCGAUCUGUGGCAACGUGGCAAAGUAUGUGCAAACAAAUGGUGAUGUUAAGAAUUACGAGUAUGGAAGUGAUUUUAGAUUGGUGACUGGUGCGUCGACUAUGAUCGCUUCCUACGUAAUCUUGAUUCCGUUCGGCUUGUAUUCUCUUUUUUGGUAUCGACGAUCGGAAUUACAGUAUUCAUAUCUGGAAAUCUUAUGCGCAUAUGGCUACAGUUUGUCAAUAUUCAUACCUGUUUCAAUACUUUGGGUUAUCGACGUACAGUGGUUCAGAUGGCUUUUGAUAGUGGUUUCAGUGAUAUCAAGUGGUAGUGUUCUUAUGGGGAGUAUUUGGCCAGCAAUUAGAAAUGAUCACAAUAGAGCGAUAGCGAUUGGUUGCGGAGGUAUGGUUCUGUUAUUGCUGUCUUUGUUGGCAAUUGGUUUCAAAGAAUUCUAUUUCGAUGCGUCUCAACCGAAUCAGUCUGUUCAGCAUUCCAACAUCGUGCCUUCACUACAGCAGCAACAAUCUGUUGCAAAGAUUGUUGACAGUGCAGCCAAAAAUCUUCAAUCAAUUUCCAAUCAAUCGUCGAACAUUGAUCCACCUCCACAAAACAAGAACAGUUCUUUAAAAAGGGCUGUAUCCUAUCUUGAUGAAUCGUUCCCUAAUCAUCAGUAUGCAUUUGGUCACAACAACAAUUCAAUGAGCAAUAAAAAUGCAAACGAACUAAAAGGUCGAAGCUACGAAUUCAAUCGCACUGAAUCAGUCACCAACUGA